GUGAAACGCCAGAAAGACACGCCCACACAGCUGUUGAACAUCCAGAACAAGUCCAGCUUCGUUCCACAAGGCAACCUUCAUCUGGACAGAAAUAACAGAUCAGACCCUCCCUGAGAAGCAAUCCAAAUGGCCUCCCAAGUCAUGGGCACAAACAUCACAAACCCCGACCCAUGUCAUUUGGUCUUGGCACAUAAGAGUUCCCGUUACAUCGGGAUAGUCAUACUAGUGCUAGCCUUUGUGCUGGGUUUUCCAGGCAACCUCUUCGUGGCGUGGUCAGUGCUCUGCCGGGUCAAGCAGCGCUCCGUCACUUGCCUCCUGGUGCUGAACUUGGCGGUGGCCGAUGCGUUUGUGCUCCUUAGUGCCCCCUUGUUUCUGCGCCUGCUGGCCGUGUUGAAUUGGGAGUUCGGAGAUGUCAUGUGCAAGACAGUGCACUACCUGUGCUGCGUCAACAUGUAUGUGUCCAUCUACCUCAUCUGCCUGAUGAGCCUGGACCGCUGGCUGGCUGUAAGCAGGCCGUUUCUGUCUCAGAAAAUGAGGAACAAAAGGACCAUCUACAUGGCCAUGCUGGGCAUCUGGAUCAUGGCCUUUUUAUUGGCUUUGCCUAUGCUGUUCUACCGCAGUAACAGAAAACUGAAGAAUACAAACGUGACUCUUUGUAUGCCGCUCCAUUCCAACUAUGUACAUACAGUCUUCCAAUACCUGUUUGAAACGCUCAUGGGCUUUGUGGUGCCAUUCACCUUCAUCGUGUCUUGCUACUCCUCGGUAAUCUGCCGACUACGCAGCGCCAUGUUUCGCGGCCGUGUGAAGGGCAGCCUCCUCAUCCUCCUCAUCAUCAGCGCCUUCUCCAUCUUCUGGAUACCCUACCAUCUGAUCAACAUACUCGAGGUCAUCGGGGCUUGGAUGGAUGUUUGCUCUCUUAAACAAGCGGGGUUGUCCGCUCGCCCCAACGUAACUGCGUUUGCCUUCCUGAGCAGCAGCGUGAACCCAGUCCUCUACGUGUUUGCUGGCAGCUCCUACAUCCGCGACGCCGGCUUCAGCUUCAUGGCCAGGCUUCUUGAAGGCACCCACUCAGACCAGGCCUCUGUCAGAAGCAGGCGUUUAACUUCCACAGACAACUCCAUCUUCACAAAGCUGACGAUUAAAGCCGUCCAGAAUGGAGAGCGGGCCAGGAACAAGAGCUCUGGAGACGAGGAGAAGACAAAGAUGGAGAAGAGCUGUGUGGAGGAGGUCAAUACCUUAACCACAAUGCAUAUCACAGAUUGACAAUGCCCAAGAUUACCAUUGUACCACAGCACAGGGCAGGCUGCAUCCUGUGCAAUCCAAGCUAUUAUCUAUUCGCCAAAAAAAAGGGGGCUCCUUUUGUGUUCUUGGUGCAGCUUGAAAAUCAAACAGAAGAAUCUGUGGAGAGACAAGUGGGACAUCUUGAAGGAAAGGGCUUCUACCUGGAGCUUGCGAUGUAUUUUCAUUCUCAAUUUUCUGAGCUUUGUGACUUUUUAAUUGCACUGUAGAUUUGUUUUCUAUGCGCUGUGUUAUGUUUAGCAUUUAAAAUAGCAUUUAAACUCAUUGCCAGAAAACCUCAGAAGGAAUCAACGGACAGGAAUGAGCAAGAUUGAUUCAGAAUGACAGUAUGUCGUGAAUCUGUGUAGGCACUGUGGUCAUUGCCAAGAUCAAUUGUUUCAGCAGGACAAUGCUCAUCCACAUACAGCUGCCACCUCAACAUCUCAAAAUGCUAUGGCCAAUCACAUUGCCAGACCUUGUGUGGGAUAUCAUUGGACAUUCCAGUUAGUUUUCAAAGAUUACAAUCUAUAAGACUCUGCUGUUAUCCAGUAGAGAUCUAGAAGAGAGAUAGUCAGAAAAGCCUUUGUAUGUAAGAUUGAUUGUACAUCACUUCACUAUUCCAACGCAUGUUAAGACAGAUAUAACUGUGUCUACAGUAAAAAAAAACAAAAACAAGUGUAGCACUUUAUCUGGAUGGUCAAUUACGGAUCAUAGAUGCCUCAUAGAUGCUCACCAAACAUUCAACCAACAUUCAAUUAAAUUUCUUUUAACUGUAACAUAUACAGUAUAUACUAUAUACUGAAUUUAAAUUAUUCUCUACGGAAUCUAACCCUUUCUGUGACGUGCCGGUUGUUCAGUAAAGUAGUGAUUCAUUAUAUUCAUAGGCGAAGUAAAAUGUUUAAUCAUUAUAUUGAUUUAAGGCCAUAUCGCUCAGCACUCCCUUGAAUCAAGACAGCCAUAUUUCCCAUACUUGUGGAAAGAUGGAAUGCAGUCUCCUUAUUUAACCCAUCUUUACACAAACACACACAUAGAUUCCCAGAGUCUUGGGCAGCCAACCUUUAUAUUUAGUUAAAUUUAGUAUUGAUAAAUCUAAGUAUCACAAUAUUAUGUUUUGUAAUACUGUAUUGAUAGUUAAAAGCACGGUACACUUUAAUUUAAUUAAUACCAAUGCAAAUAUUGGUGUCAGACAGUGGUUCAUUUUGUGAUGUGUGUUUGAACCACAAUCAUUUUGUUUACUAUCCCAUUGUUCUGCCUGCAUAAAAAAAGCAAACUUUUAUUUUUAGUCAGAUUUUAUAAAUAAACUCCUGGUCAAAAGUUUAAGAACUCCCCCAUUUUUUGUCAUUCAUGUUUGUCAUUUAUAUUCUUCAGCUUCAGUGAAUAUCCUGAAAAAAAGUCAACUUAUAAUGUCUUUGUCUCUAGUAAAGCUAUGUUGGACAGAUUGUGUUAUUGCACUCUCUACCUCAGCAUUUACACAACACUGCACAUUUAGACUUUCAUCAGAAUGUGGUCAGUACUGUUUCCUUCAGCUUCAAUAUUCUUUUGAAACUGGAGAAAACUGGUACAGGAAGAGGUCUGGCUGACCCACAUGGCAAUGUCUUCAGCUCAGCCUAAUGUUUGCACAAGUCUUUGUUUCAGCAGUGAAAAAAGACUGACACUGCAUUUAUACUGCUCCAUUGCGCCAUCAGAAAAGGACGCACAACCACAAGCCCCCUGCCCCCAUUUCAGCUGGCAGCAUGAGGGCGUUAACAACAGUGUUCCCUGUGUCGUCCAAUUAAAUCAAAUGUGUGUAGAAAUGUGUUUAAAUGGAAAACAGUUAAUAGUAAAACUUAUAAACUUAAUUAAAUGAUAUAUUAAUAUUUUCAAAACCCACCAUAGACCAGAUAAUUCUCUGCCACUUUUCUCCACGCUGUACUAUGUUGAUCUGAGUCAGGAAUUAAAUGACAAUCAUUUUUCCUCCAUGCCUUACUGGGAUGUUUGAAUAUGGAACGAUAGCUUCAUACAUUGUACUAAGGAGAUAUAUCGGGCAAACACCUGCUCUUCUGAUUAUAUAGUUGUAUCGUGUUGAGACAAAUACAUUUAUACAGUUUUAAAGUUCAUGUCAGCUUUCCAUUGCAUCCCCCAGACUCGAUGCGCAAUGUAAAUGCAGUGUCUGAAACUUUUGAGCGUUUAUGUAUGAUAGUGUGUUAAUUGAAUAAUAUCAGUAUAACAUGUCAGUAUAUGUAUCAUCCCACCAUGUUGUUGCUAAUACUAAAAUAUCAUCCAAAUAAAGUGUUACCACACAUAUAUAACAGAUUAUGAACGUUAUAACACAUAUGCUGUCUUUUACUCUCAUUUGCAUCUAUACAGCAUCUAGUCUGAUCAUCUCAGCCCAGAUCCACACUGUUACUAUACUGCCAUAUACACCAGAUAUACAAUAAAAUAUCAUACUAAUA
Molecule: messenger RNA, 3710 nt
Organism: Astyanax mexicanus (Mexican tetra)
Lineage: Eukaryota; Metazoa; Chordata; Actinopteri; Characiformes; Acestrorhamphidae
Gene: ltb4r
Product: leukotriene B4 receptor
Exons: 4
Coding region: 127-1263 (378 amino acids)
Biological process (GO): inflammatory response; complement receptor mediated signaling pathway; positive regulation of cytosolic calcium ion concentration
Cellular component (GO): plasma membrane
Molecular function (GO): leukotriene receptor activity; complement receptor activity
Source: RefSeq, a predicted model, not a curated record